Molecule: messenger RNA, 749 nt
Organism: Dissoconium aciculare CBS 342.82
Lineage: Eukaryota; Fungi; Ascomycota; Dothideomycetes; Mycosphaerellales; Dissoconiaceae
Exons: 3
Coding region: 1-672 (223 amino acids)
Biological process (GO): regulation of DNA-templated transcription
Molecular function (GO): zinc ion binding; DNA-binding transcription factor activity, RNA polymerase II-specific
Source: RefSeq, a predicted model, not a curated record
AUGGCAGACGAGAUCAAAGAAGAUCCCGACCAAAUGACACUCGAUGGCGACAUUGGUGGAGCCAAAAAGAGGAAGACGGCGGUCCAGAUCGCCUGCCAACGCUGCCGGAAGAUGAAGCAAGCUUGCGAUAGUGAGAAACCGGUAUGUGGGCCAUGCUCGAGACGCAAAGUCAAAUUUUGUGUCUACGAGCGUGAAGUCUUUCCAAAAGAGAGCCGGCAAGCUGCGAUAAAACGUGAUCUACUCCAGGCCGAGGAUGAUUUACGACGAAGUCGCGACGAAUGUGACAAGUACAAAGGACAACUCGAAGAGGUCACCGAUGCUCUCUCUUUCUUGCGGACCAGAUCCGAGCAGGAAACGAUGCAGAUCUGGCGAUGGGUCAAAAGCGAUCCCUGUCCCAUCAAAGCCCUUGCCAGCAUCACAGUACCAACAUCUUAUCCAGGCUGGACCUCCACGGUGGCAUGCACUACAUCCCAACAUUUCCAUCACGUUUCACAACAGCAGCAUGAUCCGCGGCAUCACCAACAAAAUUCGCAACGAGAUCAGCGUCAGCAGUUACCACCGCUGGCCUCAUACCAUCUUCAGCCAUACCUUACCCAACACCCACCUCCUCCGCCACAACAAUCAACUCAAUAUCCCGAUCAUCAGCACCACCAUAGCCAUGAGUACGAGUGACGUCGCGCGCCAUGAUACGCUCCUCCGCCACGAUAUGAACAGAACGGCUGGCUGAGGCGUGCUUUGGAGCUCGUUGA